GUGAUUCUCGUUUAAUUUUUUGAAUAUUGCGAGGGAUCGUUAUAGAGAGGGAGGGUCCCUUAUAUAUAUUUUUUCAUAAUAAAGUGAAGGAAAUAUGAAUCGUGGAAACGUACAAUUUUUACUUUUACCCGUGUCAAUCGUUAUCGCGUUAUCUGUUAACGUUAACGGAUCAAAAAUAAAUGUCCGGCCUUCGUUAACGGAUGGAGAUGAUGGAAAGAAAAUGGACAAUUUUUUAUACGUUGUUAACAACACGAGAGGUCAACCGUGCAUUUUGGCAAAUAUGUCAAUUAAUUUCAUGAUACCGUAUGAAAAGAAAAAUACAAAUUUCAAUGUUCCAAAUAAUGCUACGGUACAAGGCCAUUGUUCAUCUAUAGUAUCCGAAAUGACAUUGAGCUGGAAAGAAGGAAAAAGUGAUAAAGAUAACACGAUUAAAUUUACGUUCAUCAAUGAUCACACCAAUUUCACGGUUUUUUCAAUCGAGCUUAAUAUUUAUAAGGACAAAGAAAAAUUUCCAAAUGAUGGAGAUAAAUGGUUUGUAGCAAAAUCGGAUUUGGACCUCCACUUAUUCCCUGCAUUCUCGAAGAAUGGAAUUCACAAGUGUGACGAAGAAAAAAAAGUGAAAUUGAAUGGUACUGAAUUAAUUGUGACAAACGUUUCUUUGAUUGCAUUCAAUAACGAUAUUUCCUCGCGUAAAGAAGUGACAAACUGCAUAAAUCCCGAAAAAGACGGGGCCAAUAAUAAAACUUUCCCUUACAUCGCAAAAUGGAAGAAUAACACAAUUUGUGGAUUGUUAAGAAUGUCAGUUACCGUACAGAUGUCGUAUAUGACAAAGGAUUUGAAGAUGAAAAAUGUAAAUAUAACAGUUCCAACCAGGACUAAUGUCAUAGAAUCUUGCACAACUGACACAUUUGACAUAGAAUUAGUUUGGAGCUCGAAAGAUGAGCCGAAUAAAAAUUCAAUUAUAUUUCAUUUUUCCAAAAUAGAGAAAAAUUUGCUUCGCUACGUAAUAAUUAACAUUUUUAUGGAUAAAGAAAAUUUUCCGAAUGCUACAAAUACAGGUAAAAAUACAUCAGCUAUGAAAUUUGCUAAUUUGUUCCCCACACCCGUAAAUGGAAUUUAUAGUUGCACGGAAGAAAUCGCAAUAGCGACAGGAAACGACAUUAACGUUACAAUAAGCGAUACUCUGUUGAUCCCAUACGAUGUGGAAAAUAAUUUAGUGUCGAAAAAGGUGGCUGAUUGUAAAAUUAAUAUUUCCGAAUUUGACUUUAAUUACAUUGUACGAAACGAAGAAGAAAUACCUUGCAUUUUGGCGAACAUGAACAUAUCAAUUGAUACGAGUAAUUCGAAAAAUAAGAAUAAAGAUGCGAUAAUAGUUCCACUCGAAGCUAAGGUAAAUGGCAGUUGCGACACUAAGAGGUCUCAAAUGGAACUGAUGUGGACAAAAUCGAAAGAAGAGAAUUUGAUGAAUAAUAUUAUAUUUUAUAUCGCUCGUAAUAAAACUGAUUUCUUUGUUUAUCAAAUAGAGGUCAAUAUUUACGCGGAUAAGAUACACAAAAUGUCAGACUUUGGUCUCGAUUUAUUUUCAACGUCCGGAAUUUACAAUUGCACCGAUCAGAAUUGGCAGAUAAAGCUGGACGAUAUCGUGAUCGACAUAAACAACGUCCUUUUCACCGCAUUCAAUACCGAUGAAAAUUUGAAUUCGAAAACAGUGACAGACUGUUCGAGAAGUCAAGAUUCCACCACAUCGCCGAUCGUAUCGAGCACAACUGAAACGACAACCGACCAAUCAUCGACUACGCCCGAACCUGAUCCUUACGUGAACGAGUAUAAUUACGUUGUGAUAAACGAGAAAACGCACGUGGCUUGUAUCGCAGCGAACAUGACAAUUUUUAUGAAAAUACCUUACGUGACGAAGCAAUCCAAAACGAACGAAACGAUUUUAACGAUACCGGCGAGUAGCACGGUAACCGGAAAUUGCGGGAGCACAAAUUCGACGAUGGAAUUAACUUGGUUUGAAAAGUCAGAAUCGUAUAACGUGUACAAGAACGAGAAAAAUAACUCGUUUAAGAUCAAUUUUCAAAAAGACGAAUCAAAUUAUUUGCUCCAUUCGAUCGAGUUGAACAUUUACAUGGAUAAAACAAAUUUUCCCAAUUCUAAUGAGGAGAGAUACACCGCUGUCGAAAAUAUCGAUAUGAUUUCCGCUCCUUUGAACAACCUCUACAAAUGCGGUGACAAUACCUCUGUAAAAGUGAAAAACGUCGACGUGACCGUCGCUAACGUUACACUGAUCGCGUUCAACACCGAGAACAAGAUCGCUACGAAGUCGGUAAUGUGUAUUCAGGAUACAAGUCCUAACAUUGGAUUAAUAAUAGGAUGUACCAUCGGAGCUAUUAUGAUCCUCGGUAUAUCUGCGUUGUUGAUGUAUCUAUAUUUCAGCGAAUGUCUCUCAUGUUCUAUUUUUUCGAGGUCACGAUAAUAUGAGUCGUUUUUUUUUUUUUUUUUUUUUUUGAAAAUGACAUAAGUCCAUUUUUGGAAAAAAUGAGUUAAUUGGAAGUUUUUAAUAUAGAUAUCCUCUUUUUAUAUAUUUAUAAUCGUACACAGUGAAUGGUGUACAAAAUAUCCUCAUAAAUUGAUAAAAAAAAAAAAAAGAAAAGUUGAACCGUAAAAUGUUAAGUAAGUAUUUUUGUUGAAACUGGAAUAAGUCUAAUUCGUAAUAAUGAUGAGAUCGAGAAAUAAGAUUGAAAUAUGAAUAAGUCUAUCGUUAUUAACUAUUUUAAUAUUUUGUUUAUUUAUACAAAUUCGUUAUAACAUAUAUAUAUAUAUAUAAAUGAAAUUAUUUUUUAAUAAACUCGAUUACCGAAUGCCGUUUACUUACGUUAGAAGUUUUUAUUUUUUUUACAUUAAAAAAAUACAUUUCGAUAAAAGCAAAUUAAGAUAUAAAUUAAAAAAUUAUCUAAUUUAUAUUCUUCAUAAUAUGCUAUUAUCGAAAGUGGUAAAUAAAUCGUAUUUGUUCUAAAAAACUCGCUUAUUUUCUUUAACACUUUUUAUUACAAUUAUUAUUACUCAAUAAAAUUUAACAAGUUUAUAGUUCAAAUCCUUAAAUAUCUCAACGUACGAAUAAAUAAACUUAUAUCAUUUUCAAGAA
This is a messenger RNA of Apis laboriosa (Himalayan honeybee), 3145 nucleotides long. RefSeq lists its product as uncharacterized. The transcript is spliced from 15 exons. Gene Ontology annotation, cellular component: membrane. Lineage: Eukaryota; Metazoa; Arthropoda; Insecta; Hymenoptera; Apidae. Bases 95 to 2476 code for a protein of 793 amino acids. The record is from RefSeq and is a predicted model, not a curated record.